This is a messenger RNA of Dermatophagoides farinae (American house dust mite), 3339 nucleotides long. The record is from RefSeq and is a predicted model, not a curated record. Lineage: Eukaryota; Metazoa; Arthropoda; Arachnida; Sarcoptiformes; Pyroglyphidae.
UGACGAAUAAUAAUUUUUUUUGUUUCUUAAUUUUGUCUACAAAAUACAAUCUUCAAACAACCGUUUCUUGAGUUAUAAUACCGGUAGUUUUUUUUAUUCAUUGAUUCUAAUCAUCACAUUUAUAGUGAUAACAAUAGUGUAUCGUCAAUGACAAUAUAACUAAACCAUAACCAUAUUGGAUUAAAUAUCAUCAUCAUAUACAAAGUGAUUGUCAUAAAGUUAUUAUCACUCAUAAUUGAUAUCGAUUUACCAAUCAUUUAUUUGAUUCGAUUUUAAACAUUGUCAUUAUAUUGAUUCAUAUCCUUGAAUAUAAUUGAUUGAAUUUCAAUCAUUCAACCAUGGCCAUGAAAUUGUUCAAUAUCAUCACAUGGUCAUUUUUCAUCUGUUUUGUAUUUCAAUACAGAUCAUGUUUUGCUGAUGAACAGAAUUUUUGCGAUCUAAGUACAUCGUAUAAAAGUGAUUCCUUAAAUCUUAAUAAUCAGACCGGUUAUCUAUAUUUAAAUGUAAUCAAUUGGAAUGCUAAGAACCGGACAAAAUGUCUUUGGAUAAUCAAUAUACCGAUUUCUCGGAAAACAAUUGACCUUUCUCGAGUUGUAUUGUCAUCAAAAGAUAACAUCACCAUUACAACUAUGCUCGAAACGAACAAUAAAUCAACGAUUUACACCAUUUAUGACAAUCAUAAGCAUGCAAAAAUUUCAUCUGGCCUAUUAUUUGUCGAUCAAUAUGAUAAAUUGAACAUUACUCUUGAUUUGGAUCCACAACAUUCGACAUUCAACCGAGCAUUUCAAAUAAUUUUAUACAUUAAUUAUUCAGAUGUUUAUUUAAUGAGAGACAGUGGAUCAUUGUCAUUUCCAAUCAAUCAAGGUUUAACAUCCGUUAUUGACUCGAAAUUUAUGCUCCUACCCAGUCCUCAAUAUUCUGAACGAUUGAUUAUAUUAACAUUUGCCAAAAAUUCCACUACAAACUUCAAGAUGGAUGGCCAACAAUAUAAUCAGACAAACCUUCCGGAUAUUUACAUGGGCAAAAUUGAUGGUAUCAAAUUUGAAUUGAAUAAAUUCAAUGUUACCCUUAAUGAAUCUAUUGAAAUCAAUUAUUGGCUUGUUACAGCAAGUUGUAGUAAAGAGAUAGAAUUGAAUGAUAAAAAUCCUUCAUCUUCAAUCAUUUAUCCGAAUGAACAAGAUCGCCAAGAUCAAUCAUUAACAUCAAUGGUUUGUGCACAAAUAUUUACUAACAAUGUUGAUAAAUAUUAUGAAAUAAUGAUCACGGACGAGACUACCAUGUUACCGAAUCCAGGUGAUGUAAUAACCGUAUAUAGCUUACCGAAAAUGGAAGUCAUACAAACAAUUCAAUCAUUGUUUAUUCCUUUGUUGAAAACUAUCAAUACAUUUUUGGAAUAUAAAAAAAUUUUAAUCAUCUAUGAUUCACCAUAUUCAAAUCAUCCCGUCACUAAGACGAUUCCAGUUGAAUUGGCACUAACCAAUAAUAUGUCAUUUAUAUUGAAUACUCUUUCCUCCAAUCAAGAAAUCAAUGUUGAAAAAACUAAUGAAGAAACAAAAUUCAUCUACAACAUUUAUUCGGCGCCUGGUAAAAAUUUAAUCGUGUACAUUGAUCCACUGGAAAAACUUGAUGAUAAUAAGAUGAAGAUUGCUAUCUACAAUACAGAUAUUCAUGGUCCAACAAUAAAACCAUUGGUAUUGUUAGAUCAAUUCAAUGUAUUACCUUCAGCAAUAGCUGUGGAUAAAACCGAAAUGCGUAUCGAAAUUUGGGGAAAAUUGUCAAAAAUCAAAUUCACCAUCAAACAUGUUGAUGAUAAAGAUUGUCAAACGGUUUCCAGUUAUAAUUCCACUUUUCAAGUUUCAAGUAAUCGUAAUUGUUCUUGGUUUAUUCCACGUGAUGAUUCCAACCAAGACCACACUGUAUUGAGUGCAAAUUCAUUGACGUUACCAAAAGGUUCAUCGCUACAUGUAACACGUUUGGCUGCAAAAAGUACAACACAAAUUCUUCAAGGUCCGAAACAUGAAUCAUAUCUUGCCGAUUUUAUAAUGCCAUCUUCUUAUGAUUACUUAAUUGAAUUUAUUGUUGAUGAAAACAAUAAGGAUAAAGAUACUAAUAUUUUCAUUGCGAAAAAAGCUUACCUUUUACAUUACAACAACACAAUCAUCGAAGAUCAGCAUAAAUUUUCAGUCAAAUCGAUCAAUUAUCCUGGAUUAUAUCCGAUUGGAUUUGAACAAGAUUUGAUGAUUCCUAAUAAAGAUCAAUAUGUUUUGAUUACGGUUAAUGAUAUUCAAUUAUACGAUCAUCAUUUCUUGUCACUAACUGCAAAAGAUUUGAGCAGAAAUUUUACCAACGAUGUCGAUAUUAAAAUGUUACCUGAUUAUGUUGCAUAUUCAGAUUUGGCCGUCGCAUUCAAUACAAAUAAUUCUCUACUUUUUGGUAAUUCUGAUCGAGGAUUCGAUAUCGAGAUGACUUUUUUCGGUUGUGGCGAUAUUAUUGAUUUGAGUAAGACAAAUACUUUGAAAUUCAAUUCAAGCUCAUCGAAUUAUCAUUCAAAUCCAAUUUGUAUCUGGCAAAUCAUGAAUUCAAAGUCCAAUGGCCAUCUAGCUGAAACUAUAUUGAAUUUCAACAUUUUAAUGGCUAGUACUUUAGCAGAAAACGAAGCUAAUCUCACGAUUUAUGAUUCAAUUAGCCUUAGAAAUUCUAGCAUACAUCGUGCAUUGUGUAAUGAAACUAAUGGCGAUUGUUUGACUGGUAAUACUGUGAAAAGUCACUAUCAAGGAUCGAUUGGAUCGGCUUUUAUUGUUUAUGACUUUUCAAAAUCAUUAACAAAAAAGAAAAAUUUUUCAUUAGAAAUAACCAUCGAAUCUUCUAAAUGUACCAACACUAAAUAUAAUUUAAGCAUCUGUUCUAAUGGUGAACGAUGUAUAACGGAACUUAUGGCCUGUAAUGGCCAGAAUGAUUGUGGUGAUUGGUCCGAUGAACUUCAUUGUAACACUACAUUUAUUCCGCCAAAGCCAAAUGGCGGUGGAAGUGGUGUAAGCAUUUGGGUCGUUUUAUUCAUCCUGAUGCCUUUGGGUGCCAUACUUGGUAUAUUAGGUUAUAUCUAUCUACCACGAUUAUUAAUGAAUGUACGUCAUGGUCGAUAUUCAGAAUUUCGUUCAGAUAUGUCUGAAGUAUCAUAAUUAAUCAUAUACAAGAAUUUUGUUAAUGGUCAAUAUUAAAAUUAUAAAACUAAAAAAGUCAUAUAAUCAAACGUAUUCCAUCCAAAAUAUGUCUACACACACACACACACACACACAUAUUCACACUCUUGAUGGUAAUAAAAUCUUCUUUGCUUUCAUA